CAUGCGGCCAUAACUCAAUAUUCUCGAAACCAGCCAACUUGGCUACCAAUAUACAAUACAUAUACAGCCUCUCUCACAUUCAACCCUUACUUUCGCUCUAACCACCAACACUACACUCAUAACCUCAGCCAUGUCACUCACCCAACAAGAAUUCACCACACGACCACCCCACCCAGCGCCAGGCACACCUCCAGUUUGGAUACCCACCGAGACCAACCAAUGGUACUCCAUCGGGCCUGGGAUCUGGGAAUUACAUCUGAACGGCGAACGGGGAUCGCACAAUAGGUCUGUGCUGCAAUGGUACGAGCCGGGUGCGACCUCCGCCACCGACGAGGUCAUUACGCACACUUAUAUUGAAGAGGUUUGCUUUCUGGAAGGGGGUCUGGAGGAUAUUAGUCUGGGGAAGGCGUGGGGACAGGGCGCGUAUGCGUUCAGGUUGCCGGGGAUGAGGCAUGGGCCGUAUAAGGCGGAUGGGGAGAGAGGUUGUUUGAUGUUUGUGAAGCUAGUGCCAGGGGAGGAGGGAGGAUCAGGAUCUGUCGGGUAA
Talaromyces proteolyticus is the source of this 544-nucleotide messenger RNA. RefSeq lists its product as uncharacterized. The transcript has a single exon. Bases 131 to 544 code for a protein of 137 amino acids. NCBI's taxonomy places the organism in Eukaryota, Fungi, Ascomycota, Eurotiomycetes, Eurotiales, Trichocomaceae. The record is from RefSeq and is a predicted model, not a curated record.